Messenger RNA from Fukomys damarensis (Damara mole-rat), 2645 nucleotides. It is a transcript of the gene N4bp3, whose product is annotated as NEDD4 binding protein 3. The record is from RefSeq and is a predicted model, not a curated record. Bases 1938 to 2645 code for a protein of 235 amino acids. Gene Ontology annotation, cellular component: cytoplasmic vesicle. NCBI's taxonomy places the organism in Eukaryota, Metazoa, Chordata, Mammalia, Rodentia, Bathyergidae. The transcript is spliced from 3 exons.
GUUUGGGGUGAGGUGGUUGUACCUGGCAUCGCUGCCAGCUUCUCCACCCCUGGCCACUCAGGGCUUAACAGUUUGCAAGCCCUUUCACUUCCCUUGUCCCUCCGACUUUCACAGUGGACUUACAGAAAGGCAGGACAAGGGAGGAAACUGAGGCAGGGCAGAGGGAAGUGCGUUCGUGCCCGAGGAGGGGGCUGGGGUCUCCGCUGUUCCCUCUCAGAGAAGCAGUGGUAAACAGGGCUGUCUCCCUGAGGGCCUGUUGCAGCAGGGCGCGUCUGGUGGGCACGCAGGGUGACUCCAUCCAGCGUCUCUGUUGUGGGUGACAUCAGAACUCCCAGGAGACCUUCGGCAGCCGUGUGUCGGGAUCAGGGACAGCCUCGCUUGCCUAGCACUGCGACCUUGGGCAAGCCACUUCACCUUCCCCAGCCCUGGGCCACCUGUCAAAGGGGAAGUAACUGUCCCAGGUGCCUGUGACACCUCACCUGGGUGCAUCCCCAAGCCUGUGUGGCCUGUGAUGACCCCUGAAGGGCUUCACCCUGCUCACAUGGGGCCGGGCUGCCUUUGCCAAAUCAGACGUGCCCCCUCCUGGGGCUCAAGGCUGCACAGAAAAGGCCAGGAUUGUAUUUUUGCCCUGGGUACCCUGGUUGCGGCUGAGGGCCAUAGUGUGGGGAGGGGACAGGGCCCCCCCCCCCGCAGCUUUGUCUCUGACACACACAAAACCUGGAAACGGCUGAGGAAGAUGGAGCCUCCUAAGGACCAUUGUCUGGGGCGGAGGGGAGUGGUUGUCCCGGAAGUGUGUUGGGGUGCUGCCUGCCUGCUGGGCAUCUGUUCUGUCCCGGGAGCAGCUGGGUGUGGGCGUGGGUGGGAGGCCGGAAAGGUGGUGUCGCUGCAGGUCAUUUGUACCACUGUGUGGGGUACUGGACUGGGCACCCUCCAGAGUGUUGGGCCCAGCACAGAUGGGGGACAGGGUGACAGCGCAGCUCCUGUUGAUCCUGGCUGCGGGCCAGGCCAGGGGCUCUCUGGUUAUCUGUUUCCAGCAUCCCAGAGUGAGAAGAGCUGUCUUUGCGUUAUCCUAGAGGAAACUGGCUGUGAGGCUGCAGGCGUGGCCAAGGUCACACAUCCACCAGCUCCUCUGGGCAGGCUGUGCCUGGGGUGCAACAGCAGCGAGGCGGCAAGCAAGGGCUGGCAGGCAUCUGGCUGCCCCUUCCCUCUGCCUCCGUCACUGCUCACACCUGAACACCUGUCCCGGAAACUGGCCAUUGUUCCCCCGUGUCCUUCCUGUUUGUGAGGCCGUCCUUCCUCCCCAGGCCCUUCCUGUUUGUAUCCCUCCCCAGCAGCCCCAGAUCUACCCAACCAGAUGUUUCCCUGGGGAGCUCUGACCCUUUGCCGGACAGGGGUUGAGUGGGUUAUCCGGUUAUCCCAGGGAAGACAGAGGCAUAGAGUCCCUCUGGCCCCCAUUUAUUGAGCUUCCUCUCCACCUGCACAUUUAGUGGAGCCUGGCAGGAGAGUGACCAGGGCCAGCGUCAGGCAGAGCCAACUCUGUCCUCAGUCUCAGCUGGCUUGGUUCUGGGAGCCAGGCCUGAUUCCGGGAGGCGGGCCCCUGUCCUGCCGGUUGAGGGUGCCCUCUCCACCAGGUUGCACAAGCCCCGAGCUGUGGUGUCCCGACCAAUACUCUGUUUCCUUCUCCUUAGACAGAUGUCGGGUGGGUGGGUGGUGGCUUUGAAGCCCGUAUCCACUUUCCUUGCCAGGCUAAGGAUUCUGUCCUGGGAUUCUUUCUGAUACCCACCCACAUCUCCCUUUCUCAGACCUAGACAUGUGAGAAAGCCAGCAGAUGGCAAGUGCCUGGUUUAGGGACUCAGGAGCUGGGCAGCAAGUACUUGCCAGCCCCUAAUGGUCUUCUUGAUUCCCAGAGACAGCAACCUGUGCCCUGCUGAAACUUCAUGGCCACAACCCUGGGUCCUGCUGGCAUUGCCAUGGGCAGCGUGGGCAGCCUGCUGGAGCGGCAGGACUUCUCCCCCGAAGAGCUCCAGGCGGCACUUGCCGGGUCCCGAGGCGCCCGCCAGCCGGAUGGGCUUCUCCGGAAAGGGUUAGGCCAGCGUGAGCUUCUCAGCUAUCUGCACCUCCCCAAGAAGGACGGUAAGAGCACCAAGCGGGUGCCUCGGAACGAGGCCGCCAACUACACCACCCUCUACUCCAGGGAGCACCCUCGGGCUGGGGACUUCAGCAAGACGUCGCUGCCGGAGCGGGGCCGCUUCGACAAGUGUCGCAUUCGCCCAUCAGUGUUCAAGCCUGCAGGGGGCACCGGGAAAGGCUUCCUGUCCAUGCAGAGCCUGGCGGCCCACAAGGGCCAGAAGCUGUGGCGCAGCAACGGCAGCCUGCACACGCUGGCCUGCCACCCACCCCUGAGCCCCGGGCCCCGGGCCAAGCUGCUGCAGGAGCGACUCCGGGGCCAGGAGCAGGCGCUGCGCUUUGAGCAGGAGCGCCGGACUUGGCAGGAGGAGAAGGAGCGAGUGUUGCGCUACCAGCGCGAGAUCCAGGGGGGCUACAUGGACAUGUACCGCCGCAACCAGGCCCUGGAACAGGAGCUGCGGGCGCUGCGGGAGCCCCAGACUCCCUGGGGCCCUCGGCUGGAGUCCUCUAAGAUCUAG